Polistes canadensis is the source of this 1618-nucleotide messenger RNA. RefSeq names its product GPN-loop GTPase 2. The coding region runs from base 720 to 1595 and encodes 291 amino acids. The transcript has 7 exons. Gene Ontology annotation, cellular component: cytoplasm. Gene Ontology annotation, molecular function: GTPase activity. The record is from RefSeq and is a predicted model, not a curated record. NCBI's taxonomy places the organism in Eukaryota, Metazoa, Arthropoda, Insecta, Hymenoptera, Vespidae.
UUCGGAAAAAAGAAAUAAUUAAACGCUAAAUAAUCGAAUUUAUAUUAAUUACUAUUAAUUCUUCAAAUAUCGAUUAUAAUUAGAUCGCAUAUACAACUAGGCAUGCGUUUUACGUGACAUAGAAACCGUCAUAAUAUUAUUAACUUUUUUUUAAUCUAACUAACAUGUAUACAAAUAUGCCAAAUAUGUUUUAUGUCUGUAGAAUAUUCGUUUGAUUCAGUAUUAUUCGCAAAUAAAAGUGAUAGAAAACAAAGAAGAAAGAAAGAAUUUCAGUUGUAAGGAUUAUUUUAUAUUUUUAGCAUUUCGUAGCAUUUCGUAAGACAAUUUAAUUUUUAUCAUUUUGGUAGAAAUGAAAAACUAUGUCUCAUGUUUAUGCAAUUAAUACUGGCGGUUAUCAUACAGAUAUCGCUAUAACAGUUUAUAGUAAUCGCAUAUUUUUAAUCGUAUCGCAUUUCAAGAAACUUGGAUCAUUAAUAACGGUGAAUCGAGAAUCAGCUUUAAAUCAAUUUAGCAAUAAUAUAUUUUCUACGAAAGUUAUUUUUGGUAAAGAUGAAGUUGAUGUUCAUGCCGCCGCUAGAUAUAUGGCAGAACAAAUAAAUAUCGAUAGGCCAAUGUUGUUAUCGAUGUGUUUAAAAGAUUACAAUACAGAAAUAUUAAAAACUAUAAUUAAUAGUAUAAAUGAAUUGAAACUGUGGUAAUAUUAAGACAAAUACAAAAAAAUGAGUUUAAUAUUUGGACAAUUUGUUAUUGGACCUCCGGGUAGUGGAAAAACUACUUAUUGUAAUGCAAUGUGUAAAUUCUUGGAACGAAUGGGUAGAAAAGUAGCUGUUAUUAACAUUGAUCCUGCUAAUGAAAAUAUGGAAUAUGUUCCAUCAGUAGAUAUAUCAGAAUUAAUUAAACACGAAGAAGUUAUGUCAGAAUGUGAUCUUGGUCCGAAUGGGGCAUUAAUCUACUGUAUGGAAUUUUUAGAAGCUAAUAUUAAAUGGUUGAUUACUAAAGUUUUAAAUUUGAAAGAUUAUUAUCUUAUUUUUGAUUGUCCAGGACAGGUUGAACUUUAUACACACCAUAAAUCUGUUAGUUCAAUAGUCGAGAAAUUGACUCAGAAUUUAGUGAGAUUGUGUAGUGUACAUCUUAUAGAUUCACAUCAUUGUAGCGAUCCAGGAAAAUAUUUGUCAUCUUUAAUUUUGUGUACAACCACUAUGCUACAAAUAGGUUUGCCUCACGUUAACAUUAUGACCAAAUUUGAUGAAAUGAAAAAAUUUAAGGAUCAGUUAGACUUUAAUAUAGACUUUUAUACCGAAGUACUUGAUUUAAAUUAUCUUCUAGAGAAAUUGGACGAGCAUCCUUUUACUACAAAGUAUAAGAAACUAAACGCAGCUUUAAUUUCUUUAGUUGAAGAUUAUAGUCUUGUAAGUUUCAUACCAUUAGAUGUUACCAAUCAAGCACUUUUAUUACAAGUGAAAAACGCUAUUGAUAAAGCUAAUGGUUACAUUUAUGGUGGAAAUGAACCUCAGGAUGUUCAAGCUUUAUUGGCGUGUGCGGUUGGUGCUGUCAGUGAAACUAAAAACAUGUCUACUAUAGAUUCAUAUUUCUGAAUAAAUAUAAUUUUUUAAAGAAA